This is a messenger RNA of Bradysia coprophila, 1917 nucleotides long. RefSeq lists its product as uncharacterized. Lineage: Eukaryota; Metazoa; Arthropoda; Insecta; Diptera; Sciaridae. The record is from RefSeq and is a predicted model, not a curated record.
CCCACCGUUCUUAUCCGUCGAUCAUAUCUGUCAUAACUUUUGAUGUUGGAACAGCAAUGUAGACCUACGAAAAUUUUUAGUGCCUCAAUUGGAAACGAACCUAAAUUCAAAGUCAUAGACAAAGUAUAUUCCUUUCGAAAGCCAAAAAUCUUAGCCACAAUUACAAUGUCGAAUCUAGAUCAACGCAAUAUACUACUUCUCAACGACGACUGUUUCUACCAUAUCUUCAAGUUUCUUCCGAUAAUCGAAUGGUGUUCACUACGGGAAACAUGUACCCGUUUUCGGACAAUUUCUGAUUAUUUAUUUAAAAGACAAGCCGAAACGUUUCGACUGUUAUCAUAUAAUUUCACUGUCAAUGAAGUGAAACGUGUGCUCCGAAAUUUUGGGCAAUUCAUCAAGAAGCUGUCGAUCAAUCAAAACUAUUUUAGGGGAGACGAAGAUUUUAAUGAAUUGUUGCCUUACCUGGAAUGCUAUUGCCGGUCAUUAUCCGAUGUGAAAUUCGUCAACUUCAAUGCAACGCUAACAAUGGUCGUACAUCGUGAACAAUUUUUUUCGAAUUUGCAACGGUUGGUGGUGGAUCAAUGGACAGACGAACAAGCAUUGGCUUGUUGCUUAUCUGAUUGUGUUUCACUAAAAGAAUUGGUAUUGAUACGUCUGACAAACAUUCCGGGAGAUAGUUUGGCAUAUGGACGGAUCAAAUCUUUAGAAUCGCUUACGAUGAAUUGCUGCGACGAUUUCAACUACGACACUCUAAAGACAUUUCUUGCCAAAAAUUGGCAGUUGACCAAAGUCAAAUUUUUUACUCUAAAAUUUCGGAAUGAGCACGAUGCCGACCACCUUAUGGAUUAUGUUGCCAACACGUUAGCAACGUUGGAGGCACUUAGUGUUCACUUCAAUAUGAUAUUCAGACCAAAUGUACUACCUGUAACAAGACUGGCUUCACUUAAGAAAUUCGAAAUUAAUACGAUGUACGUCGACGAAUGUACAGUGAAUCAACUUCUCACCAACCUGGCCGUGCAUAAUAAAAUCGAAGACCUGCAUUUGGCCUUAUUCAAAUGUACAGAUGAGUCACUUCAACGAUUGCUGUCAUUGAAAAGUUUAAAAAUACUCAAGUUCACCGAAAUGAAUCACUUGGACGGUGACAUCUGUAAAAGGCUAGCCACCCAACUACCAGCCCUCUCUGAGGUGCAUAUUAUCGAAUGCAAUGACACUACACUCAAUGAGAUCAAACAGUUCGUCCUUCAUUUACCGCACUUAAAGCGAAUCGUAUACAAUCGUGUGGAUGAUACGUUACCGUCAGUAACGUCGGAAUUGCUUUUGUCUUUGGUCGAAACCAGGAGAGCGCAACCAACGAAGGAUGUCUUACUGAUUUUCUUGAACGAUGACGACCUGUCAGAUAUCCAAAAUGAUUGGAUAGAACCAGGAAUUUUAGCUGGGUGUUCGUACGUUGUGAGAUUAAUACCGCUGGAUAAGGAGCAUCGCAGAACGGUGUUCGAAUAUGGUAGUCGUUUUAUGAGAGGAUCCCUUUAUCAGUGGUAAGAUAGUCGAUCAGUUAUGGUGAUGAUUUAACAUUUUGAUGAUUCUUAGUAUAUUCGAUGUCUGAGAUAGUGGUCGCGAUAUCCUAGAAUAAUUUACAAAAAAUAAGUUUUUAAACUUAACAAAUUACAGAUUUCAGUUCACUAAACAUUAUUUUAUAUGUGUAGUGUGUUCUAAAAUAGUUCUAAAUACGAAAAUAAUGUACCCGAUACCCAACAGGAUCGAAUUUAAGUACAAAAACGGUGAAAUGAAUCGUAAUUUCUCCCAAUUUUCAUAUGAAAACUUAUAGUACGAUUGUAUCGUAAAGUUGUUACUGACGAAUUCAAUGAAUUAAAUUUAUAUUAAUAGAAUCGAUUACCAUUUUGAGUUCUUUCACAACAA